GAGCUGUGUUUUCCACAGCCCUUCGCUGCUGGGGUGGGCACGGGGGCAGCUGCCCACACUCCAGCCCUCACUGCUAAACUGGCUUCUGCGGGAUCGCUUAUAAAUCGGAUUUAUCCUGAGCGAUGUGUGAGGCGAGGGCCGGGGUCCGGAACUGCUCGCUCAGGGGGCAGAAUGUCGGCAGCCCAGUGUUUGGGCUGCUGGGUGGCCCUUGUCCCCCCCCCGGGCAGGGGAGGGGGCUGUCUGGGACACAGAGGUUGGGGCCAGGCGCGGCGGGAGGAGAGCCUGAAGGAAGAUACGUGUGAUGGUUAGGACUGGUUUAGCUCAGGUUUAACCCUGGCAGUCUGGGCUGCUGCCAAGGGGAAGGUUGAAGGGUGUGCAGCCAUGGCUGAGCGGGGAGAUCGCAGCCAGCGAGUGUUGAGACUGAGCUGGAGAGCCCUGAGCGAGCGGCCGGGCUUGAUAAACCCCUUGUCCCGUCCUGUGCGGCAGCUCCGGGCACAGCCCAGGAAAGGUCUAGAUAGACGUGCCCCGCCGAAAAAGAGCUGACGUGCCCUUCCAGCCCCAUCAGCGGCGCGGGAUGGCCCGCUGCCCGCUCCUCCCCGGCAUGCUGCUCUGACCCUGCUCGCUGUUGUACGUCCAUCAAGAUGUUACAGGUACCGCUGCCCCUGGAUCGAGAUGGGAUCCUCUUCCGGCUCCGUUUUACCACGCUGGCCGUUGGGACUGUGUUUUGCCCACUCUUUGGCUUUCUUUUCUGUGUAAUCUGGUCUCUGCUCUUCCAUUUCCAAGAGACGACCGCGACCCAUUGCGGGGUCCCCAACUACCUCCCCUCCAUCAGCGCCGCGAUCGGAGGCGAGACCCCCCAGCGUUACGUCUGGCGUCUCUGCAUCGGCCUCCACUCGGCUCCCCGCUUCCUCGUGGCAGUCGCCUACUGGAACCACUACCAGAGCUGCCACUGCUCGCACCCCCGCUACCCGCGCUUGUGCCACUUCAACCUGCUGCUCAACCUGCUUGAAAACUUCGCCCUCCUUAUUCUGACGUACGUGUCCUCGUCUGAAAAUUAUGCAAUCCACGAAAAUGCCUUCAUCGUCUUUAUCACGUCGGCUCUGGGCCACAUGCUCCUGACGUGCAUCCUCUGGAGAAUGACUAAGAAACACACAGUAAGUCCUGAGGAGCGCAAGUCGUACAAGUGGAAGCAGCUGCUCUUCUUCUUCACCUUCAUCACGUUCGCGUUUGCCGUGUGCGUCUACUUCCACCACAACUGGUACUGCAGCCCUGGAGUGUACACCGUCUUCGCUUUCCUGGAGUACCUGGUUGUCCUCUCCAACAUGGCCUUCCACAUGACUGCCUUCUGGGACUUCGGCAACAAGGAGCUGGUGGUGAGCUCGCUGCUGGAGGACAAGCACUUCUAGCCGGCCGUGGUGCCGGUGCCGGACGGGGGGCUGCUCAUCCCCUGGGGGAGGCAGAAAGCCCCUUCCCCCUCCCGCUGCCCCCCGGGGUUGGGGUGUUUGCUGUGGAGCUGCUGCAAGGAUCGUCCCGGGUCCUGCCAAUCUGUGCAUGGUCCCUGGCUGCGCCUGGAGUUCUUUUACAGGGGGAACUGGGGGCUCUUGCAGGGGACCCUCGAGGCUGGGACCCCCUGCCCUGGCUCCCGGCCGGCUCCCGGCGUGGGUAGGAGGACAGAGAAGGGGGGCAGGUACCUGCUGCCUGUUCCGUUGGAGGAUGCUCCGGGCAGAGCAGGAUUGUGCCCCCAGCGCCGGGGCACGGCGGGGACCAGCCUUGCCCUGCCCCUGCUUCGCCUGGGUGCUCCCACGGUUCCUCCUCCAGGCUGGGGGUCCUCGGCCAAGGUCCUCAAAAACCGUGGCUUUUCAGGCAGCCUGGGGAGCAGGAGCACUUGCUGCCCCUGCAUCUCUCUGGUUGCACACCCUCCCCCCCCUCAAAAAGCGGAGCAGCCCCCAGCCUCGGACUUCUGGAGGCUGCAGGGGCUGGGGCAGAGCCGGGCCCGUGCUGCGGUGCGCGGGGCUGGGUCCAGGCUCCUCCCGAGCUGGGGGGCUGACCCCGGGUGCUGCUCUCCCAUCCGGCGCCGGGGCAGGGUCCCGGCCCACCCGUGCCCGUGGUGCUGGGACGGGAGCGUCGCCCGAGGCGCUGGCUGCGUGGGAGCACGGCGAGGGCAGGGGCGCAGCCGAGGCCGAGAGCAUCCCUGCUCUCCUGCUCUGCCUCUGGCAGAAGCCCCCUCCGGCGAGCAGAGGGUGCCCGCCGGGGUGCUGUGCUCCAGUUCCAGCCCAGUUUGGGGAGGAAGGGUGAGUGGGGCGAGUGGGCUGGUGCCGGAGGUCCUGGCUCUGACGCCCGUGCGGCUUCCCCUGGGCCGUGGGGCUUGAGCUGGCGGCUGCUGGGGUUCAGCGGUGCCGCUGCUUGCCCUGGGGGCUUGGUGGGGACCCCCCCAUCUGCGGGCUCUGGCUGCCAGGGUGGGUGUCGGGUGCUGUCGGGGUGGGAGCUGGGUGCUGGCAGGCUCUGGCUCGCAGGGGCCACGGCCGCAUCCUGUGCAGCGGGGAGCCGGUGCUGGGCUCGGAGCCGUAGCGCAGGGCUCGCUGCUGGAGGCUCUGGGAGAGGAACGAGCAGGGGGCUGAGGCCUGUCAGCACCAGGAGCCGUCGGGAAUUCGGGGAGCGCCGUGCCCGGGCUCCCAUCCAUCCCUGCUGCCCUGCAUGCGUGUGGCAUCUGCGCCUCGGGUUUGAAGUGGAAAUAAAACACCGAGUAUUUUUUGUGA
Tyto alba (common barn owl) is the source of this 2756-nucleotide messenger RNA. RefSeq names its product post-GPI attachment to proteins 2 (gene PGAP2). Bases 642 to 1406 code for a protein of 254 amino acids. The transcript has 6 exons. Gene Ontology annotation, biological process: GPI anchor biosynthetic process. Lineage: Eukaryota; Metazoa; Chordata; Aves; Strigiformes; Tytonidae. Gene Ontology annotation, cellular component: endoplasmic reticulum membrane; Golgi membrane. The record is from RefSeq and is a predicted model, not a curated record.